Messenger RNA from Macrosteles quadrilineatus (aster leafhopper), 1795 nucleotides. RefSeq names its product solute carrier family 41 member 1. Gene Ontology annotation, biological process: monoatomic cation transport. NCBI's taxonomy places the organism in Eukaryota, Metazoa, Arthropoda, Insecta, Hemiptera, Cicadellidae. The record is from RefSeq and is a predicted model, not a curated record. Gene Ontology annotation, molecular function: monoatomic cation transmembrane transporter activity. Bases 188 to 1705 code for a protein of 505 amino acids. Gene Ontology annotation, cellular component: plasma membrane. The transcript has 10 exons.
GUCAGCUCUUGUAUUAACCACUUCAGUCGGCGUUAAUACUCUUUUUAGUAGCUGAUUUUGUGGACGGUAGAGCGUUUUUAGUAGUUUAAGCGUUGUUGGAUAUUUAAACGAUUUUUCGGCAGAUGGAACUUUUUUGUAAAGUUGGUUCUUGGGUCAGGACCUACCGAAGCGCUUUUGCAACACUACUAUGGAGUUUCUAUACGGUCUACUUUUCUCCUUCGCUAUUCUAUGCCGAGGAGCAGUCAGGGCCACUCGCUCCGUACUGGCCCACACAGACCCUGAAUCCAAGAGACCUCUUCUGGCCGAGAACACCUCCGGCCUCAAGAAACGUCCAAAGACAAUAUCAUCCCUGGAUGACAUGGGGACAGCAGCUGAUUCUGUGGAACCCCCGCUACCUGAUGUGGUGGUCAGAGUGGGGCCAGCGGGGCGUUUGUCCCAUUCUCUCCCCACUAUUAAAGAGACUUUUGCCUCGACCAGCCUCCAAAUCGUCAUUCCGUUCUUCAUCGCAGGCAUCGGAAUGGUCGGUGCCGGCAUCUACCUGGACAUGGUUGCGAGGUGGGAAGUCUUCAUAAAAGUACCUGAAAUCAUAGUAUUAGUACCAGCAUUGUUAGGAUUGAAAGGAAAUUUGGAAAUGACCCUUGCAUCCAGGCUCUCAACUGAAGCGAAUCUCGGAAACAUGGAGGAUGCUAAAGAGCAGUGGAGCAUGAUCACGGCUAACCUAAUUCUUGUUCAGUGUCAGGCGACGGUAGUGGGGUUGCUGUCUUCCAUUGUUGCUGUUGUGAUGGUGGCGAGCAUCAGGAACGACUUCAGCGGUCAUCACACCUUGCUCCUGUGUGCGUGUAGCACGCUCACUGCGUCCAUCGCCAGCUUUAUACUAGGUCUGGUCACUGCAGCUGUGAUAGUCCUCUCCAAGAAGAUGCACAUCAACCCAGACAACAUUGCCACCCCAAUAGCUGGGAGUCUUGGAGACAUCACAUCUCUGGCCUUACUGUCUGUCAUUGCAGACUUCUUCCACCGAACCGCUGAUGAGUUGCCGCUUCUCCCCGUAGGUGUUAUAGUUUUGUACAUAGCAGUUAUGCCAUUUUGGUAUUGGAUCUCUAAGAAUAAUAAAUACACAAGAGCUGUGCUUUACUCAGGAUGGACUCCUGUGAUAGUCGCAAUGUUGAUCAGCACGCUUGGAGGAAUGAUUCUAGAUGAGAUGGUUAACAAACACAAAGGAGUCGCGGUGUUUCAACCGGUCAUUAAUGGGGUGGGGGGUAACCUUGUGUCCAUCCAAGCCAGUAGGCUCUCCACGGCUCUUCACCAGAAGGCAGAACUGGGCUUCCUACCUGACGACGUCACUGUCUGGUCUUCCCCUUGGAGCGCCUUCUUCUCAGACACUCCGCACGCUCUGACAGCUCGAGUGCUCAUGACUCUGAUGGUGCCGGGACAUACUCUGUUUGCCUAUAUCAUCAACUACUUCAAGUUUGAAGAUCAAUCUCUUACUAUUGCCUUCCUCAUCUCAUAUCUGAUAGCUGCUGCUAUACAGGUUGCCAUACUGUUGUAUGUAGCGUAUGGCUUGACCCAUGUGUUCUGGCGACGUAGGAUCAACCCGGACAAUAGCACCAUCCCCUACCUCACAGCUAUGGGAGAUCUGCUCGGCAUUGUACUCCUCGGCUUAACCUUCGAGUUCCUUUCGCUCAUUGGAGAGCCUAUGACUAAUUAAGAGUAGGAUAGGGAAAAUAUAAAGCAAUUAAAUGACUGUGAUUUUGCCUUGGUGCAUGUUAUCUAAAUUAAAAAUUUAGAAUGUUUUUAA